CCCCUCCGCCGCCUCCUCUCGCUCUUCUCCUCGGUGCUCCAAUGGCGGAAGAAGACGCUAAAGCUCUGAACUUUGUCCACGAGACGGUGCUGAAGAAGAGGAAGAAUAAUGAAGAUUGGGCUAUAAAGAGAAGGGGGCAGCUUGCGGCCAAGAAGCAGAGGAAUCAAGAAAGUUUGAAGCUUGCCAUCAAACGCCCGGAACAAUUCGUCAAAGAGUAUCGAGACAAAGAAUUGGACAUUGUUAGGAUGAAGCACAGGCUGAAGAAGAGAAAAGCAAAGCCAGAGAAAUUUGAUUCCAAGCUUCUUUUUGUUAUUCGAAUUCAUGGAUCACAAGGCAUGCAUCCUGAGACUAGGAGAGUACUAAAUAGGCUGAGAUUGAGGCAUAUUUUUGAAGGUGUGUUCGUUAAAGUUAAUCAAGUAACUUCGAAGUUGUUGAUGGCUGCAGAGCCUUUCAUCACUUACGGCUAUCCUAAUUUAAUGAGUGUGAAGGAUCUAGUUUAUAAGAAGGGGUGUGGAAGAAUUGGAAGGCAGAGGUUUCCUCUCACUGAUAACAAUUUAAUUGAACAGUCUCUAGGGCAACACAAUAUAAUUUGUCUCGAAGAUAUUGUUCAUGAGAUUGCUACCGUUGACCACGCUUUCAAGGAUGUGACCAAUUUCUUAUGGCCUCUCAAGCUUAAGAAACCCGAAAAUAUGCCGUUGAGGAAAAAGUCAUACAAGGAUGGUGGUGAUACGGGUAACCGGGGGAGUGACAUCAACGAAUUCAUUAGUAAAUUGAACUAAGGAGAAAUGUGGUUCCACUUUGUUUUACGUUCCGGGCAAUUUCGACUCUCUGACUCAGCCUGCUCUUGGAAUAGAAUUGUUCUGUUUGAACUAUAUUAUCUUGUAUGCAAUUCCUUUUAACUAGUCUUGUAUGGAGCUCUAUUGUUUUUUUUUUUGCUCUUAUGUAUUCACUAUUCAGGCAAAUGGUGCAAGUUUUGUAGUGCAUUAUUAAACAAGCAAUA
Molecule: messenger RNA, 1000 nt
Organism: Dioscorea cayenensis subsp. rotundata (Guinea yam)
Lineage: Eukaryota; Viridiplantae; Streptophyta; Magnoliopsida; Dioscoreales; Dioscoreaceae
Product: 60S ribosomal protein L7-2-like
Biological process (GO): maturation of LSU-rRNA from tricistronic rRNA transcript (SSU-rRNA, 5.8S rRNA, LSU-rRNA)
Cellular component (GO): cytosolic large ribosomal subunit
Molecular function (GO): structural constituent of ribosome; RNA binding
Source: RefSeq, a predicted model, not a curated record